This is a messenger RNA of Aplosporella prunicola CBS 121167, 583 nucleotides long. RefSeq lists its product as uncharacterized. NCBI's taxonomy places the organism in Eukaryota, Fungi, Ascomycota, Dothideomycetes, Botryosphaeriales, Aplosporellaceae. Bases 77 to 463 code for a protein of 128 amino acids. The record is from RefSeq and is a predicted model, not a curated record. Gene Ontology annotation, molecular function: RNA binding; RNA nuclease activity. The transcript is spliced from 3 exons.
UGCCGCUGUCGCUAUAGCCUCCCCUAUCGCCGAUCCUAGUGCCCAGGAUAGCGAUGUCUCUCUGCACGGCCGCUAGAUGGCUAAACAGGUCACUGUUAAGUGCCCCGACGGAACUACCUUUACGGUAGACGAAAUCUACACAACUAGCGGCGUGUUUAGGCCCUUGGGGGAUGCCCUUAUCGACCCUAAGAAGAGCAACCCUGUUGGCUAUCCUAAGUAUUUCGGCAACGAGGGCACAUACGGGAAAUCUGUGUUUCCUAGUUCAUCUUCCGGAAAGAUGUAUGAGUUUCCUAUUAAGAAGGAUAAGAUAUGGAAAGCGAACGAACGCGAUAACCCGGCGGGCAUAUACCGCAUCGACAAGGAUAAGAAGCCGACCGACAAGAUUAAGUCCCGGCAAUGGGUCUACACUGGCGUUAUGGCGCACGGUACUGGAAACUCCUAUGAGAGGUAUGUGCCUAUUUAGUUAUUUGACUUAAGGCACUCAACCCUGUUCUCAACCUCUUAUUCUUGUUUCUGUUUUAUUACCGUUGGGUUAUUAGAGCAUGUAUAUAAUUUUCGUUGCUAGUCAUUCUUUCAAAUCCAG